Messenger RNA from Musa acuminata AAA Group (dessert banana), 944 nucleotides. Its product is annotated as putative H/ACA ribonucleoprotein complex subunit 1-like protein 1. Gene Ontology annotation, cellular component: box H/ACA snoRNP complex. Gene Ontology annotation, biological process: ribosome biogenesis; snoRNA guided rRNA pseudouridine synthesis. Bases 66 to 659 code for a protein of 197 amino acids. The transcript has 4 exons. NCBI's taxonomy places the organism in Eukaryota, Viridiplantae, Streptophyta, Magnoliopsida, Zingiberales, Musaceae. Gene Ontology annotation, molecular function: box H/ACA snoRNA binding. The record is from RefSeq and is a predicted model, not a curated record.
AAUCCCGACGGCGGAAGAGAGGAGAUCUCCACCCAGUUUGUAGGCGGCGGACAUCGGCGACGAGCAUGCGGCCUCCGAGGGGUGGUGGAGGGGGUUUCAGAGGCCGUGAUGGGGGUUUCAGGGGCCGCGAUGGGGGUCGUGGCGGUGGCAGAGGUGGGCGGUUCGGCGGGCGCGGCGGCGGCAGGGGCCGUGGAGGUGGCUAUGACGAAGGCCCUCCCGCGGAAGUCGUAGAGAUUUCUAGUUUCCUCCACGCUUGUGAAGGAGACGCCGUCACGAAGCUCACCAACGAGAAGAUACCUUACUUCAAUGCCCCAAUAUAUUUGCAGAACAAAACUCAGAUCGGAAAGGUGGAUGAGAUCUUUGGGCCCAUAAAUGAAGCGCAUUUCUCGAUCAAGAUGCUGGAAGGGAUAAUUGCAACUUCGUAUUCACCCGGUGACAAGUUCUACAUCGACCCUGCAAAGCUAUUGCCAUUGACACGAUUUCUCCCCAGGCCUAAGGGACAAGAAGCAACUAGAGGUGGACGUGGUGGCGGCAGAGGAGGAGGUCGUGGAGGAGGGCGCGGCGGAGGCUUCCGUGGAAGAGGUGGUCCUAGGGGCGGUAGAGGCGGGCCUCCAAGAGGAGGCGGGCGUGGUGGUUUUAGAGGCCGUGGUAGGUUUUAGGGCAAAAUGCUUGCAAGCAUUGCAGCAAUCUUAGAGCAAAAUCCCUCUGCCCCUAUUCAGUUAACAUCCUUUCUUCCUGCCCAUGCUCAAAUGCAAGUUUCACAAUUCUACCGGAACAACAUGGAAUAGCUCCAGGAUUUAGCUUUUCCCAAAAAAAAAAACAAAAAACAAAAAAACUGCACCAACUUUGAUAUGCUUUCAUUAGCAAUAUUUUCCUGAGUAACUUUAUGUUGUAUCCUCCUAAUUUCCUCGAUUUUAUUAAGAUUUCAUGUGAUGGUUGGAUCA